GGCAGUCCUUGCGUGUCGCCACCACAAUGGCGGCGCCCAUGUUGCGGCUUUUUUCCAGGGGCUGGUGGUUUGGUGCCCCGAGCCUAUCUGGAGUCUUGCCCCUGGGCCUCCGUAAGGCUCAUUCAGAUGUCCGGGGGUUACUGGCGGCGCAGAGUGCUCGGGGUCUAUUCAAGGAUUUCUUCCCAGAGAGGGGUACGAAGAUAGAGCUCCCAGAGCUCUUCGACCGUCGCACGUCGGGCAACUUUCCCCAGACCAUUUACUGCGGCUUCGAUCCCACAGCGGACUCGCUUCAUGUGGGGCAUCUGCUGGCGCUGCUCGGCCUGUUUCAUUUCCAGCGAGCGGGCCACAACGUGAUCGCGCUGGUGGGAAGCGCCACGGCACGCCUGGGAGACCCGAGCGGCCGUACCAAGGAGCGCGAGGCGCUGGACGCAGAGCGCGUGAAAGGCAACGCGCGCGCCCUGCGCCGAGGGCUGGAGGCCCUGGCUGCUAAUCACCAGCAGCUCUUCAACGAUGGGCGUUCUUGGGGCAGCUUCACCGUGCUGGACAACUCAGCCUGGUACCAGAAGCAGCACCUGGUGGAUUUCCUGGCGGCGGUGGGCGGUCACUUCCGCAUGGGCACGCUGCUGAGUAGGCUGAGCGUGCAGGCGCGGCUUAAGAGCCCCGAGGGCAUGAGUUUGACUGAGUUUUUUUACCAGGUGCUCCAGGCCUAUGAUUUCUAUCACCUGUUCCAGCGUUAUGGAUGCAGGGUCCAGCUGGGAGGUUCUGAUCAGUUAGGCAACAUCAUGUCUGGAUACGAGUUCAUCAACAAGUUUAACACUUUCAUUGCUUUGUCCCAAAGGUACCUGAAGCUCUUCACUUUUCUGCCCCUUCCAGAGAUUGACCACCUUAUGCAACUGCACAUCAAAGAGCCAGAAAAGCGGGUUCCUCAGAAGCGACUUGCUUCAGAAGUAACAAAGCUUGUUCAUGGACAAGAUGGGCUGGAUUCUGCCAAAAGGUGUACACAAGCCCUUUAUCAUAAUAGCAUAGAUGCGCUGGAGGUCAUGUCUGAUCAAGAGUUAAAAGAGUUGUUCAGAGAAGCUUCAUUUUCUGAAUUAGUUCUGGACCCUGGAACAAACGUCCUCGAUACAUGCCGCAAAGCAAAUGCUAUUCCAGAUGGUCCCAGAGGGUAUCGAAUGAUAACAGAAGGCGGAGUCAGCAUAAAUCACAGACAAGUAACAAAUCCUGAGAGUGUCUUAGUUGUUGGACAACAUAUUCUCAAGAACGGACUUUCUUUACUUAAAAUAGGAAAAAGGAACUUUUACAUUAUAAAAUGGCUUCAGUUAUGAUGAAAAGUCCUUCUGGUGGUUCAAACAAACUUGCCCAUCAUCAUUCAUUCUCGAGACUUGUAAGAUUGGCUCCAGAACUUACACCUUUGCUUAUGCAAAUCAGGGAAACAGAACGGAGUAUACGCUAGGCCUCAAGUGUGAGUAAUUUCACUAUUUUUAUGGGUUGGUUAAUAAAUAAGGUGUUUGUUUA
Messenger RNA from Otolemur garnettii (small-eared galago), 1515 nucleotides. RefSeq names its product tyrosyl-tRNA synthetase 2 (gene YARS2). Bases 27 to 1325 code for a protein of 432 amino acids. The transcript has 4 exons. NCBI's taxonomy places the organism in Eukaryota, Metazoa, Chordata, Mammalia, Primates, Galagidae. Gene Ontology annotation, molecular function: RNA binding; tyrosine-tRNA ligase activity; ATP binding. Gene Ontology annotation, biological process: tyrosyl-tRNA aminoacylation. Gene Ontology annotation, cellular component: cytosol; mitochondrion. The record is from RefSeq and is a predicted model, not a curated record.